Messenger RNA from Ailuropoda melanoleuca (giant panda), 579 nucleotides. RefSeq names its product myosin light chain 1, cardiac muscle. Gene Ontology annotation, molecular function: calcium ion binding. Gene Ontology annotation, cellular component: myosin II complex. The record is from RefSeq and is a predicted model, not a curated record. Bases 1 to 579 code for a protein of 192 amino acids. Lineage: Eukaryota; Metazoa; Chordata; Mammalia; Carnivora; Ursidae. The transcript has a single exon.
AUGCCCCCCAAAAAGCCUGAGCCCAAGAAGGCAGAACCAAAGGAAGCACCGAAGCCACAGCCGCCGCCACCGGAACCGGAACCUCCAAAAGAAGUCGUGUUCGACCCUUCCAAAAUCACAAUUGAAUUCACAGCGGAACAAAUUGAAGAGUUCAAGGAAGCCUUCUCUCUCUUUGAUCGCACGCCCAAGAACGAGCUGAAAAUCACCUACGCCCAGUGUGGGGACGUCCUGCGGGCGUUGGGACAGAAUCCAACCAAUGCUGAGGUUUUGAAAGUCCUUGGUCGGCCCAAGCAAGAAGAGAUGAAUUCUAAAAUGAUGGACUUCGAGACCUUCCUUCCUAUGCUCCAACAUGUGUCCAGGUCCAAAGAGAAGGGCACCUAUGAGGACUUUGUGGAGGGUCUGCGCGUGUUUGAUAAAGAAGGGAAUGGCACUGUGAUGGGGGCUGAACUCCGCCAUGUUUUGGCCACUCUAGGUGAGAGAAUGACUGAAGAGGAGGUGGACAAGUUGAUGGCAGGGCAGGAGGAUGCCAACGGCUGUAUCAACUAUGAAGCUUUUGUAAAGCACAUCAUGGCAAGCUGA